AUGUCGCUGGAAGACAUUCUCUACGAGGUUAAAGGAAACGUCACCGUCAUUACCCUCAACUUGCCAACCAAGUUAAAUGCAUUGACUGGGUUGCAAUACCUUGAUUUAGCUAAGAAGAUCGCUGAAGCAGAUGAAGAGGAGAACACUGUAGCCACCAUCAUCCAGGCCACCGGUAGAUACUUUUCUGCUGGUGCCAAUGUGUCUGAUGGCACUUUGGCUGGCACUGUUGGUGACCCUGCUGAGCUCUUCUCGCAUGAUUUCUGGUUCAAGAACUUCGUGGGUAGAAACGCUUAUUUGGUGGACUUGUUUCACAACCACAAGAAGGUGUUGGUUGCCGCGCUCAACGGCCCAGUGAUUGGAUUAUCUUCAGCUUUGGUUGCGUUAUGUGACAUUGUGUAUGCCAUCGAUGACGAGAAGGUGUUUUUGUUGGCACCAUUUGCCAAUUUGGGUUUGGUGGCUGAAGGUGCAGCCUCUUCCACGUUAUUCUUGAGAUUGGGCUGGUCCAAGUCUGCCGAGGCUUUGUUGUUCUCCAAGCCUAUUCCAGGUAAGGACUUGGACAAGUUGGGUUUCUUCAACAAGACCUACUCCGGUGAGAAGUUGACCACCGAGGAGUUUAACGCAAAGGUGUUGAACGAAGUCAAGGCCAAGCUUGAGGGCUUGUAUGAGCCAUCCAUCUUUGCUAACAAGCAGCUUCUUAAGGCCAACAGAGACCAGUUGAUCAACAGUGCCAGUUCAAAGGAGCUUAUUAUUGGCUUCAACAGAUGGAUCCAGGGUAUUCCUCAGCAGAGAUUUGUGCAGAUUGCCAACAAGGAGAUCAAGCACAAGAUGUAG
This is a messenger RNA of Sungouiella intermedia, 831 nucleotides long. Lineage: Eukaryota; Fungi; Ascomycota; Pichiomycetes; Serinales; Metschnikowiaceae. The record is from the annotation of a GenBank genome assembly.